This is a messenger RNA of Exophiala viscosa, 3408 nucleotides long. RefSeq lists its product as uncharacterized. Gene Ontology annotation, molecular function: ubiquitin binding. Bases 336 to 2960 code for a protein of 874 amino acids. The record is from RefSeq and is a predicted model, not a curated record. The transcript is spliced from 2 exons. Gene Ontology annotation, cellular component: nucleus; cytoplasm. NCBI's taxonomy places the organism in Eukaryota, Fungi, Ascomycota, Eurotiomycetes, Chaetothyriales, Herpotrichiellaceae.
UGACUCUGGAGAAGGAAGGGUCUUAGAGUUGCACUGCAACGCGAAGCUUGGCGUUUCCUCAGCCUCCAAGUUGUCUUUGCGGCCUGCCUAAAGAUCCUCUGCUUGCGUUUAACAUGUCCACAAAACCUCCAAUGUCAACAUAGUCUCUCUUCCUCGUUACCUUGCAAUCGUGUCACCUUGUGUAUCUGCCGGAGUCGAAUCCUUUCAGGGAGUUAGCUCCUUCAAUUUACUGGGAGCUUAAUUUUAUUCCUUGUUUCUCCCUCCUUGAUUCAUUACCUCACCGUCGACUACUCCCUCUCCUCACCUCCGGGUCACACACCCUCAAACCUAGAGCAAUGGCAGAAGUCCAGCCCCGGGGCAGCGGCACGCGAGGCCGUGGUGGUUUCAGAGGUGGAAGAGGCGGCUUUAGAGGUGGCCGACAUCCCAGCAGGUCCCAACACAAGGCAGACAAUGAGCAGGAGAACAUUCCUCCCACUUCGCUAGAAGAACAGGGUGAAGUUGGGGAACUAAAGAAGAAGUUCGGUGACAAAGUGCCUUUAUUGAAAGAGAUUUGCCCUGGUUGGAGUGACGAGGAUCUUGUCUAUGCAUUGAAUGAGACAGACGGCGAUGUCAAUGAGGCUGUUGAUCGGAUCUCAAGUGGUACCAUCUCACAAUGGGGCGAGGUCAAGAAGAAGCAUCCAAAAUCGAAAGAAACCACUACGGCAUCGACUGAGGGUAGCUCACGUGGUCGCGGUCGCGGUGGCUUUGAAGGUCGUGGUAGAGGCCGUGGGGCAGAGCGUGGUGCUAGAGGCGGCCGUGGCUCUUCCAAGACAGUUGCAAAUACAAAUGGCACCAAGGACACGAAAGCAACAGACGGAUGGGACACCACAACUGCGGCUCCUGCUACUGAAGCUGUCGGAGGCUGGGAUGCGGCCCCGACAAAUGGUGACAGUACCGCUGCCGGUGACUGGGCGAACGAACCUGGCAAAGAUUCAUUGGCAUCGCUCCAGACUGAGGAGCCGAAACCAGCAUCUGACGCUGCUCCUACUGCUGCGAAACCUGGUGGAUGGGCUGGAUUAUUCGCGAAACCGCCUCCUGCUCCCCAGAAGGCUGCCGCUCCCCCGCCUCGUGCUGCGCAGCCUGAAGAGAAUGCAGCAGAGCCCGAACCCGCGCUUGACGAACAAGUCCCUACCGAGCCAACUCUACCUCCUGCGAUCGAGACUGCACCUAGUGACGGUGGGCCAAGUGAGCUGCCAUCUGCGCCUCAUUCCGACACAGGGAAGGAAUUGGCACCAGCAAGAGACGAACUCACAGAGCAGAAUCUAGAGAAAUUACCUGAUGCCUCCCACCCACCACAGAGUGCUACCGCUGUGAGCACAGUCGCAAGCACUCAAGACCCGCUCACAGCGGGCGAAAGUGCCAAACCGGCUCUGCGCCCCGGAUUGUCUGGAUAUGCUGCUACUGCCUUGAAGGCGACUGCUGGGCCCAGCCGAUCUUCGAGCUAUGCACGAAAAGUGAUGGAGCAACAGGAAGCGGUGGUGAUGCCAGGUAACCAUGCCAUUGAGAAGGCAGCAGUCCAGUUCGGCAAGUUGGGUUUGAGUGGUCCCGAUGAUGUCGAUGUGGACGAGGACCGAGAAGAACCCGAAACCAGAACCCAGCUUCCAGACGAUUCACCAGUCGCUCCACGUGCGUCUCUGCCGCCAUCUCUCACGGACGCCCAAGAGGUGGCUCCUUCUCUGUCGGCUCAUGUACCUGCGGAACCAAUGGCACAACGACAAGCACCUGGAUUGCCACCUGCUCCUCAGCAAGCACAACAACCAUCACCUCAAUCUUCCUCCGCAUAUGCAGAUCAAUAUAGAUAUGCACAACAAGCUCAGAAGCCGUAUGACCCAUUUGGUCAGCCAUCGCAAACGACGCAGGCUCAAGCCCAGCCACAAGAACCAUUUUCCAACCAAGUUCCUGGUCAACCAGGUUCAACUCCUUCGCAGAGCGACUACGCCUCUUACUACGGCCGGGACGCGUACAAUUACUAUGGCGGGUAUGGUCAAGGCCAGGAUGCUCAACGUACAGGAAGUACAUUCGGUACCACGGCCCCAGAGACCCAAAGCCAAUAUGCCACCUCUCGUCCUCAACAAGGCAUGGGUCAAGAGGCUCCGGGUAGCGGACACAACACACCUGCGCCAGGAAUCCCUACACACCCUAGCCAACAUGCUGGUCACUUGCAAAACCAGGGUCAUGCAGCAUACCCAGGCUAUGGCUACCCCAACGCAUACAACCAACAAUACCCUCAGUACAGCCAAGCUUAUAUCAACCAAAUGAAUCAUCGCUAUGGGGCCAACAGGCCUAUGUUUGAUGAUGCUCGUCGUCAGGACCAGGCUGGAGGUGGUUCCGCUGGUGCCGGUGGUGCGGACUACUAUGGCAGCCAAUACAACUAUGGACAAAAUCACUAUGGCGGUGGAUACAAAUCCAACAUGUAUGGUCAGCCUCAACAGGGCUAUUCUUACGACCAGGCAUCAUCUCCCGCCGCCCCCUCCUCUUAUGCUCGUGAGACAGCUUAUGGACGAAGCGGAUCCACUCAGCCAUCUGACCCCCAGCAGAGUGCUGCGGGUAGCACUGCGUUCGGCGGUGUGGCAGAUCCUUUCGGACGGACUACCUCUGGUUUUGGACAGACUCAACAGCAUGGCACUCACACCGGAGGUGAAGAUCCAAGCAAAGCAUCUGGUCCAAGUCCCUCAAUGCAGGGCGGUCGUCCCGGUUCUACUGUCAACAGUCAACAAGGUGGAUUGCCACCACCAUCUCAGCACUCUGCCCAACAACAAGCAUUUGGCAAUUAUCCUCAGUACGGCGCUGGAUUCGGCAAUCAUCAAAGCGGUCAUCAAAACACUGGAUAUGGCAGCUACGGUUCUAACACUGGUUUUGGUGCUUACGGUGGCUAUGGCGGCGGCAGAGGAUGGAAUGGCAGCUAUGGAUCGGGCCAUUAAGUCUGCGCCGCCUACAGACUGCCACGGAUCUUCUCUCCUCUGUUCUAUUAGUAGGAGUUGAAAGUUCUCUUCCUUGCACAGAAAAGAAUGGCGAACAUGGGAGCAGAUUGAAAAAGUUCUCUUUGCACGUCUCUAUCCGUUUGCGGGAAAAGGGUUUUCUGCUUCAUCUUUCUUCAUCGGCUAUGUACUUGUACACAACACAACACUCGGAUUGACAGUGGAUAUUGGGGGGCAAGGCAGAUUGCGAUCAUCAUGGGUCAGGAUGAUCGGGAGCAAAAGUUAUGAGUCCUGGGCGGACUGCAUGCAGGCAGGCAGGAAUAGCACAGGCACCGAUUCGACUGCAUCAGUGAUAGGGUCUGUUAUCAGCUUUAGGUAGAACGAGAAUGUGAUCGACUAUCAAAGUCUGCAUUCACAACGUCGGGAAUGUCAACCUGUUCUUCGAUCAUGC